This is a messenger RNA of Nematostella vectensis (starlet sea anemone), 1398 nucleotides long. Its product is annotated as serine/arginine-rich splicing factor 6. Gene Ontology annotation, cellular component: cytoplasm; nucleus; ribonucleoprotein complex. Gene Ontology annotation, biological process: alternative mRNA splicing, via spliceosome; mRNA splice site recognition. Gene Ontology annotation, molecular function: mRNA binding. The record is from RefSeq and is a predicted model, not a curated record. NCBI's taxonomy places the organism in Eukaryota, Metazoa, Cnidaria, Anthozoa, Actiniaria, Edwardsiidae. The transcript is spliced from 7 exons. The coding region runs from base 159 to 1031 and encodes 290 amino acids.
GACGACGUUGAUGAUUAUAUUGGCGCCAUCUUGGAUGUCGCCAUCUUGCUUUGAAGGCUUCGCUUGAGUUUAUCAAAGCUUUUUGGGCUGUUUUCAAAUCUCCAAAUCGUAAUUGGAGUGAUAGAGGUACAACUUGGAUUGUUAUCUCUGUUAGAGUAAUGAGUAAUCGCGUGUAUCUGGGGCGCUUGCCCUACGGCACUCGAGAAGACGAUGUGAAGAAGUUUUUCUACACCUACGGGCGCUUCAAAAUACGCGAAAUUAUACUCAAGGAUGGAUAUGGAUUUGUGGAGUUUGACUAUUCUGACGAUGCAGAAGAUGCAGUUUACGAGUGUAAUGGCAAGAAAAUGCUUGGAGAAAGGAUUCUUGUGGAGCCUGCAAGAGGGACAUCCAAGGGUGGGUACAGUAGUGGCAGACGCGGAAGAGCCAGAGACAAAUAUGGGCCCCCUCUAAGGACACCUUGGCGCAUGACAGUCGAGAACCUAUCAAGUCGGGUCUCGUGGCAGGACCUCAAGGAUUACUGCCGGCAAAUUGGUGAUGUAACCUAUGGAGAUGCCCACAAGCAAAAGCAAGGGGAAGGGGUCAUUGAGUUUGCAACUAAAAAAGAUCUCAAAAAAGCCCUGAGGAAGCUGGAUGGCAAGGAGCUUAAAGGGAAGAGGAUUCGUCUUAUUGAUGAAAGCCCUCGUUCACACUCAAGAUCUAGGAGUAGGUCAAGGUCUCGUAGUAAAUCAAGAUCCCAUUCGCGAUCAAAGUCACGAUCCAGAUCUCGCAGCAACUCACCAUCACGGAAAUCACGCAAGCGCAGACACAGCUCACGAUCUAGAUCAAAGUCCCAUUCCAGGUCAAAAUCUCGUUCCAAAUCUCGCUCGCGCUCGCGCUCCCGAUCACGCUCCAAGUCUCGCUCACGUUCUCCACGAAGAUCUAAAUCACGAUCCAGAUCUCCCUCGCCCAAGAGAGACAAGGUGGAUGAUGAAGCAAGAGGUGGGUCUCCUCCUCCCAAGGAGGGGAAUGUGAAUGGAGACCAGCAGGAAUAGCUUGGCAUGUUAUAGUAUGUUUAGGUUAAGAUUGUUGGAAAUGUUAGCAACAACUUAACCCAACGUUAUUCCAACACGUAUUCUUUUCUUCGAUGCAUGUGUGAUCAUUCCUGGCACCACAAAGUGGUGGUCAUCUGUAACCCCAAUGGUCUGUUAGGUAGAAAACAGAUUGAACAUAGCACAGAGCUAUAAAUCAGAUUUUUGUUAUUUUUGUCUCCCAGAGUUUUCCUUGUUAAUGUUCCCUUUUUGCUCAAGGUUAAGGAUGUAGCUAGAUCAAGUUUUAUAUACUAGCACUUAUGUGUGUUUAUUAGUAAGCCAAGGGUAACGUAUGUUUCACUAAAGAUAACAUUAAAUGACUGAUUGUGAA